Acanthoscelides obtectus is the source of this 390-nucleotide messenger RNA. NCBI's taxonomy places the organism in Eukaryota, Metazoa, Arthropoda, Insecta, Coleoptera, Chrysomelidae. The record is from the annotation of a GenBank genome assembly.
AUGUUGUCAGUCAACCUUAAGGAUGCUAUUUUGGAUGCCACAUUUGCUUGGCAGCAAGUAAAAAGCAUGACCCUGAUAAAAUCUUGGAAGAAUAUUUGGCCCAACAACCCACAUCUUGCAACAUGCAACACCGUAUCCAACAGCGAUUCUGUACCUAUUUUAGAGGCUGCACUUGAAAUUUGUAACGAAGUGAAACUUGCGCCAGAAUCAAUCGAAGAAUUCAGAACAUGGAUUAUUGAGGACAACCUUGCUGAUGAUGUGACAGACGCAGAAAUAAUCCAGGAAGUCACGACAAUACAUUACGACGUGGUCGAGGAGGCAGUGCCGGAGAAAAACUUCACUAUCAGCUGUGAUGAAGCGGUAUCAGCAGCCUUUACUUUGUUUCGUUGA